ACCCCCACCCCCACCCGCCUAGGCAGUCCUCCCCUAAACACCAGCCCUCUUCUCGUCGUCCUCAGCCCCUGCCAGCUGUGGGGGAACCAGAUCGCUUCCAGGAGGAGGGACAAGGUCGGUAGCCCCCUCCCGGUGCGGGGCCUGAGCCCAGUAGAGUCCAGGACCUCUGCUGCCAGUCAUGUGGGCUAGACUGUUGCUUCAUGUCACCUACAUCUUGAUCCCGUUGCUGGGGUCUUCAGCCCGAGGCUACACCGGGAGGAAGGCGCCAGGGCACUACUCUGCGGAGAGACGUCGUCUGGGGCCCCACGUCUGCCUCUCUGGCUUUGGGAGUGGCUGCUGCCCUGGCUGGGCCCCUUCCAUGGGCAGUGGGCAUUGUACCCUGCCCCUCUGCUCCUUUGGCUGUGGGAAUGGAAUCUGCAUCGCCCCCAAUGUCUGUUCCUGCCAGGAUGGAGAGCAAGGGGCCACUUGCCCAGAAGCCCAUGGAUCCUGCGGGGAGUAUGGUUGUGAUCUCACCUGUAACCACGGUGGCUGUCAGGAGGUAGCCCGAGUUUGCCCUGUGGGUUUCUUGAUGACUGAGACAGCUGUUGGUAUCCGGUGUGCGGACAUUGACGAGUGUUUAAGCUCAUCUUGUGAGGGCCACUGCGUGAACACAGAAGGUGGCUUCGUGUGUGAAUGUGGGCCAGGCAUGCAACUGUCGGCUGAUCGUCAUAGCUGCCAAGACACUGACGAGUGCCUGGGAACACCCUGCCAGCAGAGAUGUAAGAACAGCAUUGGUAGCUAUAAGUGCUCCUGCCGCGCUGGCUUCCACCUCCAUGGCAACCGACACUCCUGCAUAGAUGUCAAUGAGUGUCGGCGGCCGCAGGAGAGGAGAGUCUGUCACCACACCUGCCACAACACUGUGGGCAGCUUCCUGUGCACCUGUAGACCUGGUUUCAGGCUUCGAGCUGACCGUGUGUCCUGUGAAGCUUUCCCGAAGGCCGUUCUGGCCCCAUCUGCCAUCCUGCAGCCCCGACAGCAUCCCGCUAAGAUGUCCCUGCUCCUCCCUGAGGCAGGCCGGCCUGCCCUGUCGCCAGGACACAGCCCUCCCCCAGGGGCCCCAGGAUACCCCACUGGUGUUAGAACAAUCAGUCAGCCAUCUACCACCCAGGUCCUACCCACAUUCUUUCCCACACAGUUGAUAUCCACCCCAGUGCCAAGUUCCUCCCCACAGGGGACCCUUGGACCCCCCUCACUCCUCCAAGGGGAGGCUGUAGGGACCCCUUCCUCACCUAGGGGUCCUGAAAACCCAAAGCUGGGAGCAGGGCCCUCUUCCUGCUGGCACCUGGGAGCCACGUAUGAAUCAGGGAGCCGCUGGAACCAGCUGGGGUGUUCUCAGUGCCUGUGCCAGGAUGGAGAGGUGACCUGUGGAGAAGUAAGGUGUGACACUACCUGUUCCCAUCCAGUUCCUCCGAGAGAUGGGGGGUGCUGCCCCUCUUGCACUGGCUGCUUUCACAGUGGCGCUAUCCGAGCCGAAGGGGAUGUGUUUUCACCUCCUGGGGAGAACUGUACUGUGUGUGUCUGUCUGGCUGGAAAUGUUUCGUGUAUCUCUCCCGAGUGUCCCCCUGGUCCCUGCAAGGCUUCCCCACAGUCAGAUUGCUGUACUUGUAUUCCAGGGAGAUGCUAUUUCCAUGGCCGGUGGUACACGGACGGGGCUGUGUUCAGUGGGGGUGGUGACGACUGUACCACCUGUGUCUGCCAGAACGGGGAGGUAGAGUGUUCCUUCACACCAUGUCCAGAGCUGGAGUGCCCUCGAGAGGAGUGGCUGCUGGGCCCAGGACAGUGCUGUUUUACCUGUCGAGAGCCCACACCCAGCACAGGCUGCUCUCUGGACGACAACGGGGUUGAGUUUCCGAUCGGACAGAUCUGGUCGCCUGGUGAUCCCUGUGAGUUAUGCGUCUGCCAGGCAGACGGCUCUGUGAGCUGCAAGAGGACAGACUGCGUGGACUCUUGCCCGCACCCCAUCCGGAUCCCUGGACAGUGCUGUCCCGACUGUUCAGCAGGCUGCACCUACACAGGUAGAAUCUUCUACAACAACGAAACCUUCCCGUCAGUGCUCGACCCCUGUCUGAGCUGCAUCUGCCUGCUGGGCUCAGUGGCCUGUUCACCUGUGGACUGUCCCAUCACCUGUACCUACCCCUUCCACCCGGAUGGCGAAUGCUGCCCUGUAUGCCAUGACUGUAACUUCGAAGGGAGAAAGGUGGUGAAUGGCCAGGUGUUCACCUUGGAUGACGAGCCCUGUACCCGGUGCAUCUGCCAGCUGGGAGAGGUGAGCUGUGAGACAGUCCCCUGCCGGCCAGUCUGUACUGACCCCUCCUGCCCAGAUUCCGUGUUUCCUCUAGAAGAAAAGCAGCGACCCACCCCUCAUGGAGAACUUGCCAAGGCUGCUCGGAAUACCCGUGGAGACACUGAGGUCCCUGUCAACUGUAGCUCCUGCCCAGGGCCUCCAUCAGCAUCACCUGCAAGGCCCAUGGUACAGCUCCUGCAGCGGCUUUUGAGAACAAACCUGUCUAAUGGACAGUCUGCAUCCCCAGGCCCUCCAGUGGCCCAGACCUCAUCCUCACUCCUGUUGGAGUCAGAGGGCGUAUCCCUUGGGGAGCCAGGGGCCUCCCAGCCCCCUGAGCCCUCAGCAGGGUCACCUGUCUCUCCUGGACUGUCCACUCUACCUCUAGCCAUUCCAGGGACUCCUUCAUCACCUGUCACUCCAGAAAGCUCUUCUUCAACCUUUGGGGCCCAGACAGCAUUCCAGUGGCUUCUGUCUGCCACCCCCUUGACUGAGGCAGAAACACCUUCAAUGACCGAUGCUGACCUCUCAGAGACCCGCACCACCUCCAUGAGGCCUCAAAGACUCUCUGCAGCUCUCCCGGACACCCCCAACCCUGUUCCCCAACAGUCCACCACUGACACCUCUAAGAAGGAGGACUCUACCAUCUGAGUGGCUCACAAUGCCUGGGACAUGCCAGUGUGUGUGACUGCAGGGGUAAAACUGGUGGGGUGUUCAGAGAAGACCUUAGAAUAAAAUGGCCAUCUAUAAAUCAAGGAGAGAGGCACCAGAAGAAAUGACCCAAAAUACCCCCUGGCUUUGGACUUUUAGUCUCUAGAAUUGUGAGAACACAUGUUUCUGCUUGGCCCCUGCCAUUGUCUGUGUUGGUUCCUGUGGCCCUGGCACACUAAGUCAGCAGUGCCCACCCGCGCUCAGGCAGAGCCACGCCUGGGGUGAUCCCUGACAUUGACGUCAUAUGACAUCCAUCCGAGAAGUGUUUUUGGACUUGUCUGUUAUCUCUGUCA
Molecule: messenger RNA, 3324 nt
Organism: Mus pahari (shrew mouse)
Lineage: Eukaryota; Metazoa; Chordata; Mammalia; Rodentia; Muridae
Gene: Vwce
Product: von Willebrand factor C and EGF domains
Exons: 20
Coding region: 179-2971 (930 amino acids)
Biological process (GO): cellular response to virus
Cellular component (GO): cytoplasm
Molecular function (GO): protein binding; calcium ion binding
Source: RefSeq, a predicted model, not a curated record